Messenger RNA from Chenopodium quinoa (quinoa), 2991 nucleotides. RefSeq names its product diphthine--ammonia ligase-like. The transcript is spliced from 13 exons. The coding region runs from base 423 to 2651 and encodes 742 amino acids. NCBI's taxonomy places the organism in Eukaryota, Viridiplantae, Streptophyta, Magnoliopsida, Caryophyllales, Amaranthaceae. Gene Ontology annotation, biological process: protein histidyl modification to diphthamide. Gene Ontology annotation, molecular function: diphthine-ammonia ligase activity. The record is from RefSeq and is a predicted model, not a curated record.
AGUACAUAAAAAAAAAAAAAAACACUAAAAUGACAAAAAUACCCUUGAUAUUAAACCUCUCAAGUCUCUUCAUUCUUACGCAGCGCCUCCACUAGAUAAUUACAGUUGCCGUCUUUUAUUCUCCCUUCAAUCUCUUCAACUUUCCUCUCCGGCGAACUCCCCGUCUCUCCGCCGACGACGGCCGGAAAAUCGACGUCGUCUUCAAACUUUUUGCGAAAUUUAAGGUUAAAAAAGAAUAUUGGCACUAGUUUUACUCUAAUAACUGUGACGGGAUUAGAGAUCCAUAGAAUUGGUCUCUCUGAGAUUAGUGAGAUAUCCAUUGAAGCGCAGUUGGCGUGAAUCUAGUUGUUGUAUCCCCCAUUGAAGCAACUUCUGAGAGUGUAAACACAUUGAUUGCAAUUGCAUUAACCAAAAACCUCAAGAUGAAGGUGGUUGCUUUGGUCAGCGGCGGCAAAGACAGUUGCUAUGCCAUGAUGCAAUGCAUCCAUUAUGGCCAUGAGAUCGUGGCCUUGGCUAAUUUGAUGCCCGUGGAUGACUCAAUCGAUGAAUUGGACAGCUAUAUGUAUCAAACUGUGGGUCAUCAAAUUGUUGUCAGCUAUGCAAAAUGCAUGGGAUUACCACUAUUCAGAAGGCGAUUACAAGGAUCCACCAGGCACCAUGAACUUAGUUACAAAAUGACUCCUGGCGAUGAAGUUGAAGAUAUGUUUCUUUUAUUAAACGAAGUGAAGAGGCAAAUACCCGCUAUUGCAGCAGUUUCUUCAGGUGCAAUAGCAUCAGACUAUCAGAGGCUACGAGUUGAAAGCGUGUGUUCACGAUUAGGACUUGUGUCUUUAUCUUAUUUGUGGAAACAAGAGCAGUCACUGCUCUUUCAAGAAAUGAUAUCAAGUGGGAUCGUUGCUAUCAUAGUGAAGGUUGCAGCUAUUGGAUUGCACCCUGCAAAGCACUUGGGAAAGGAGCUAGCUGAGUUGCAGUCCCAUCUUCAUCAUUUGAAUGGCUUGUAUGGAUCUAAUGUAUGUGGUGAAGGAGGGGAGUAUGAAACGUUGACCCUUGAUUGUCCCCUAUUUAAGUUUGCUCGAAUUGUGCUGGAUGAUUUUCAAGUUAUAUUGCACUCUCCAGAUUCCAUAGCUCCUGUUGGGGUUCUUCAUCCUUUGGCUUUUCAUUUAGAACCAAAGGGAUUGUCUACAGAUUCAAGUGACAGCAAUCUUAGUAAUGGGAUAUCUUUGGAGGAUAUGGAUGGUGUCUAUGAAAUUCAGGGAGAUAACACAUUGUUACCUGCAGACCCAAGCCAGUUUUCUGACUCUCUUUCUGAUCUGAUUGCAAAUACUUCUUAUCAUCUGCAAAUGUCAAAAAUAGACAGGGGGGAUACUUUCUCCAUCUGUUGCUGGUUGCAAGAUUUGCACAGAUUAUCGACUGGUUUGCAGACUGAUCUCAAAGUUGUUUUAUCUCAUCUUGAAUCACAACUCAUGCAAUGUGGUUUUAGUUGGGAGGAUGUGCUCUAUAUUCAUAUGUAUAUUGCUGAUAUGAAUGAGUUUGCUGUGGCAAAUGAAACAUAUGUGAGCUAUAUCACCCAAGAAAAAUGCCGAUUUGGUGUUCCAUCACGCAGCACAGUAGAGUUGCCUUUAUUGCAAGCAGGGCUAGGGAAAGCGUAUGUUGAAGUUUUGGUGUCACGGGACAAAACUAAAAAUGUUCUACAUGUACAAAGCAUUUCACGAUGGGCACCUAGUUGUAUAGGGCCCUACAGUCAGGCAACCUUACAUCAUGGAAUACUUCAUAUGGCUGGGCAACUUGGUCUUGACCCUCCAACAAUGACCCUUUGUGAUGAUGGCAUUAUUUCAGAGCUGGAUCAGGCAUUGUUGAAUAGCGAAGCGAUUGCUGAUAGCUUUCGUUGUUCAAUAUCUUCCUCUGCAAUUUCAUUCGUUGUUUACUGUUCAAUACAAACUGUAUCCUUGAAUAGGGUUGAUAUGCAGGACAAGUGGGAAGGAUUUCUUGAGCAGUUAAAGAAACUUCAUUCAGCUAAAAGAAGUGGAUUUAAAGUAUUUGAUCCAAUUCUUUUGUUUGUCCUCGUCCCUCAAUUGCCGAAGAGAGCACUUGUUGAGGUAAAACCAACACUUUUCAUUGUGGAGGAUGAUUCUGAUACAGCAAGUGACACAGAUCAACCAGAUGCCAGUGAUGCUACUCCACAAAGUUACUGGGGGUUUCAGGAGGAUCCGUGGCAUGAAUCUUGCCUUCAAAAAUGCGUUAUGCUGAAACAUAUAUGUGCAGUUAUGCUAAGCAUUACAAGUGAAAAUAUUGCAAAGAUUUGCGAUGACUCCCUGGUUUCCGAGCAUUCCCUUUCCGAAGGACAAACUGAAAAGGUUGCAAAGUUCUGCAUUUAUCUUAUCAACAAAAUCCUCACCGAAAACAUGUUUUCCUGGGAACAUGCAAUGUACUUGAGGAUUUACUUUCAAACUGGUUCUUUGGUGCAAAUGGAGAUGUUAUCACUUACAUUCAGCCAAGCAUUCAAAGAAUUCGGAAAGAUCAACCCAAAGUUUAAUAGUGGCCAAGCCGAUCCCAUUUUUAACCUCAUUCCUGUCCUCGGCUCUGGGAGGUCAGCAUUGUCUAUAGAUGCAGUAUUGACAUGUGAGUUGCUAGCUCAGAAGCUUUCAUCUUAGAUUGGUGUAAUCCUUAUUUUCUAGAAAGACACAAGGUUUGGUUAAUGAAAUUGUAGAUUAGUAGAAACAGAAAAACGAAAUUGUUAGCCAGUUAUUUUUUGUUCUUAUUACUAUCUCCAUAUUGUCUUUAAUUUGUAUGAUUGUCUGAGAGAUAGAACCAUUAUUAGCGUGGAGUUCCUCGUGGGCGCGCAGGCGGCAGCCAGCAGGCCUGGGUGGCGCUUGCAUUUCAUAUCUUAUUUUCAAAAGAUUUUAUUUUGUAAUUUAAAUUUAAACACGUAGACAAUAAGACAUUACGUGUCUUGCUUAAAUGAAUCAAAAUUAAUUGUAGUUAUGUUGGGUA